Molecule: messenger RNA, 5942 nt
Organism: Zerene cesonia (dogface butterfly)
Lineage: Eukaryota; Metazoa; Arthropoda; Insecta; Lepidoptera; Pieridae
Exons: 18
Coding region: 165-3143 (992 amino acids)
Biological process (GO): negative regulation of centriole replication; protein autoubiquitination
Cellular component (GO): aggresome; peroxisome
Molecular function (GO): tumor necrosis factor receptor binding; zinc ion binding; ubiquitin protein ligase binding
Source: RefSeq, a predicted model, not a curated record
UUUGAUUCAUUUCGAGAUUGGAAUACGGAAGUGGUUGGUGUGCUAAGUUGUCUGUUGCAUAUUAUUAGUGUAAAAUGAUUUGUUCCUUUUUUGAAGAUUUCAAAAAUGUUUAAAUUAUGGUGAGCAGUAAAAUUCCACCGUGGUACGGGUAGAUUAUUAGAAACAUGGCUUCUAGAGGAGAUAAGGGAAAUGGAAAUGGCGAGGAGCAGAUUGUCGAGACACUGGCAGAGGUGUUUCGAUGCUUCAUUUGCAUGGAAAAGCUUGUAGAUGCCCACCUAUGCCCCCAUUGUUCGAAACUCUGCUGUUACGCUUGUGUGCGACGGUGGUUAACCGAACAAAGGUCCCAGUGCCCUCACUGUCGUGCUGCUCUCCACCUCCAUGAGCUGGUUAAUUGCCGAUGGGUGGAAGAGGUCACGCAGCAAAUAGAAACAAUGCAACAGACAAACUCUGCCACCCAGAGAGAAAGCUACAGAGAUAGAUGCCCUACGCAUCAAGAGAAGCUAACUGUGUACUGCUGGACUUGCCGUCGCUGUAUUUGCCACCAGUGUGCAUUAUGGGGAGGCACCCAUUCUGGACACACCUUCAAGCCAUUGGAGGAAGUUUACGAACAACAUGUGACGCAGAUCAGGGAUGAAGUCUCUCAGCUGAGGCGUAGACUGAUGGAACUGAUAAGCCUUGUGCAGGAUGUGGAACGAAAUGUAGAAUCAGUGCGGGCGGCUAAGGACGAACGCGUCCGUGAGAUCCGCAAUGCAGUGGAGCUGAUGAUAUCGCGCCUGGACUCGGCGCUCAAAGCGAAGCUCCUCACUCUCAUGGGCCAGAAGAAUAGCCUCACCCAAGAAACCGAGCAGUUAGAGCAUCUUCUGCAGGAGGUAGAACAUCAGUUACACGCAAGCACACGGUCAGAAUUGAUUGCGAAAAGUGGUGAACUAUCGAAAAUGAUCCAUCAAGUUCGCAAGAAACCUAUGGCUAGCUUUGUUACUGCUCCGGUACCUGCUGAUUUUCAUAGCGAGAUAGUGCCGAGCUACGACAGCAGCACGUUCCCGCUGAGCAAGUUCACGCAGCUGCAGCACGCGGCGGCGCCCGUGUACUCGGCGCCGCUGCACGUGCACGGCCUGUGCUGGCGCCUCAAGGUGUACCCCGACGGCAACGGCGUCGUGCGCGGCAACUACCUCUCCGUCUUCCUCGAGCUCAGCGCCGGCCUGCCCGAGACCUCCAAUGUAGGCAAGAGGUACGAGUACCGCGUGGAGAUGCUGCACCAGGUGUCGCGCGACCCGUCCAAGAACAUCGUGCGCGAGUUCGCGUCCGACUUCGAGGUGGGCGAGUGCUGGGGGUACAACCGGUUCUUUAGGCUCGACCUGCUCGCCAGCGAGGGGUACCUCAACCCGGACACGGAUACGCUUAUAUUGAGGUUCCAAGUGCGUCCGCCAACGUUUUACCAACGUUGUCGUGACCAACAGUGGUACAUCAACCAGUUAAUUACGAUGCAGAAUCAACAUAUACUGCAAAUUAAUGAUCUCAAAGAGCGCCUCAGCCUGGAGAUGUCGCGCAACUCGAUGGCGGCGACGCGCGCGUCCAGCGGCUCCGUGGGCUCGCAGGACGCGGAGCCGCCCGCCGACAGCAGCGACCCGCCGCCGCCCUGGAAGUUCACCUCGCUGCACGCCGUCGCGCCCAGGCUCACCAGCCCAGGGGUGUUAAACAACUCGCUGUUCGAAGAGACGUGCGCGAGCGGCGCGUGCCGCAACAUGGGCGCCGGCGCGGGCGCAGCCGCCGCCGCCGCCGACGCGUGCUUCGGCGACUACGCGCACCUCGCCCGCCGCGCUAACCAGCACGCGCUCGACGCCUACAACCUGCCUUCUACCUCCAGAUCAGCGAGCUCGAUACGGUCGUGCGCGGAGGGCGCGGCGGGCGCGCACUGCGCGCUGGGCGGCGCGCACGCGCACGCGCACGCGCACGCGGCGCGACUGCGGCGCGAGCGGCCCGAGCGCGCCGAGCGGGCGGAGCGCGCCGAGCGCCCGGAGCGCCCGGAGCGUCCCGAGCGCCCCGACCGGUUGCCGCCGCCAGAUAAGGACACGCAUCUCACCGCUGUAGCCAGCACUCCUAUAACAGAAGGGCACGGCGCAUGCGCAGGUGCUUUGUGCACUUCGAUCUCAUCGCCGGAGCUGCACAGCACGGCCAAGAACGAGUCGGGCGGUGCACUCUUGACCACUGCGACACACUCGCCGCGCAAUGCGCACGCGCACUCGGAGUCCAGCAGUGACACUGGGGACUUGAUGUUCAGUGAACUUGACGGUUUUGUGGACGAUACCAAUGUGAAUCACAUAGAGGAAAAUUCCAAUGAGGAAAAUGAUGUUGACGAAGAAACUAUGUCAGGCGAGAACGACAUAGAGGGCGCCAUGGGUGCGAUGGGCGGUAUGGGCGGUAUGGGCGGCAUGGGCGGGAGCAGCAACGAAGCGGACAUCUUGUCGCGGCUGCUGUGCGCGGUGCACGGGCGCGGCGUGACGCCGGCCGGCAGCGACGGGCCCGCGCCAGCGCACGCGCACGCGGCUCACUCCGCGCCGCGCAACGACGACCCGCAGCUGUCCACCGCCGCGCACACGGACAUGCUGCUGCUCAACUUGAUGAAGAUCAACGGCUUGACGCCCAAGUGCACGCGCCCGCGUCACAGCCCGAAGCGCAACUGGUCGUCCCGCAACGCGCCGGCGGAGGAGGCGGGCGGGCGGCGCGGCGCGUGCGCGGGCCGCUCGCGGGCGCCCCGCGCGCGCCGCCCGCACGCGCUCUCGCCCAUCGCGCUCGCGCCGCUCGAGCCGCUCGAGCCGGGACAGCUGCCCGACGCGCACGCGCACGCGCACACCCCCGUUUCAGAAAGAGUAGUGGGAAGUCCCGCUCCGCACGAUUAUUGGGCGCCAGAUCUCAGUGACAACGACGACGUGGAAGUCAUAUUGGAUUAUAAUGACACGCUGUUCGACAUGCUGCUCAACAGCCUGUCGCUGGAGGGCGGCGUGGCGGGCGGCGCGGGCGCGGAGGCGCCGCCUGUGGCGCCCUGGAGCCCGGCGCGCUCGCCCGCGGCGCCCGAGCCCGCGCCGCACCCCGCGCUGGCGCCGCACCCGCCGCACCCGCCGCACCCGCCCGCCGCCCGCGACUGACCGGACCUGCGCCCCGAGUACCGCCACUAACCGACACCUACCGACCCUCUAUCGACCCGCUCCGAUUCAAAAACCCACUUGCAGCCUGCCCACUACCUGCCCGCAAUCUGCCCGCAAACUGCCCAUAACUUGUAAUCAACACUCAAUCUGUACGCAACCAGCCUGCGACAAGACAACUAAUGCACGGCAACUCAAUCUUUCAAACAAUACUAAAACUGGGUCACAUCAAUGUUUAUCUUAACCCAAAUAAGUGACACUCGUCCUCCGUAAUAGUGUGUGUACUUUAAUACCACCCUAUAUGUUAUCAAUGAAAUAGUUUAUCCCUCUCGGACGCUUCAACUUCCAAGAUAUACACACGGGAUAGUUUGCGGUUGUAUAUUACAUAAUCUUUGUUUUUCACCGCUUUACGCCAAUGGUCCUUUAUUCUACCCGUACGCCAUAGCCCAUCAUUCUCCCUUUCUACGCUUCAACCUUGUAUAGAUAAAUAAUAAGGAAAACUCCUCAAAUAUGUAUUUUAAUUUGUGUGUGAUUGUUGCCUUUAAAAACUAUGAAUAUUUCAAUUCGUUUUUUAAUUUCAAAACGGUUUCAAUUUCGAAAUAUUUCAAAAUGUUUUUGAUAUCUUCAAUUGUUAGGCGCUGAAUUGCAAUUUUAUCGCUGUGAUGCAUUUUUAUUUUAUUUAACUGUAACGAGGACGAAUUAUUGAGUUUAUUAGUUACAAUGAGAAAGCAUGGGUAGGUGUGUCAUAAAAUGAAAGAGUACAUGGGCAAAAUAUUUGUAAUAGUGUUUCAGUUUUAAUAGGCUCAAAAUUAAGAGAAUUCUCGGAAUAUGACUGAUUUAAGAAGUUACUGGAACCUUGGUUACAAAAUGCUUUAUUUCUAUUAAAAAUGAGAUAAAACAUAAUCUAUGGAAAAAUUACAUUUGGGUAUAUGUUGUAACUGUUAAAUUUGCGGUAUCUUCGGGUUUGUGUAAGUUGUCACAUUAAACAACGCAGUUUAUUUUGUUAUUAAAAAAAUGUUAUCGGUAUAUCUUUACUUACAAGAAAAGCUGACUGCUAUGUAAUACUCAUAAACCGGUUAACUUUAGUUGUGGGUAAAAUUUUCCCCGGCAAUACUUGUAAUAUGGAAAUAUACUGUUAAAUUGGUCAUAGUAACCAUUUGGAAUAUUCACGACAUAUUUGAUCGAAUAUGAUAUUUUCGGUGAGACUAAGGGUGUGAGGAUAAUUUUAAUGUUAUGUUAGAAGUCAGUGAAUUGUUUUGUGAAGUGUGUAUAAUUGAUUAUUUAUUAAAAUGCUAUGCAUAUAAUAUAGGAUUGGUGAUUUAUGUAUUCUCUUCAAAAGUAUUUAAUGAUUCCCUUUGUGUAAUAGUACAAAGUAAAGUUUAAUUUUAUAUAGAAGUGGAUCUUACGAAUUUUAUUUAUAAGGAAUUCCAAAAUGUUAUAAAAUUUUCGGACGUCUUGUUCAAAACACUAUUUUUGAUUAUUUAAUAAUGCAAUAUUUUUAUAACUUCAAAUUUUAAAAGUCACGUCCAUAUUGAGUAAUGGCUAUUAAAGUUAGUGUGACUCAAAAUACUUUUAACUAGAGAGAGUAUAAAAUAUCGACUUAGCAUUUUAUGUUCAAAAUGCUAGAAAAGCGAUGAAAAAAUCUCGGGAGCAUUGUUUUUAUAGUAACCUACAGUAUUUCCAGUAAUUGUAGAAUCCAUAAACUGGACGUGCAGUGUGCCCCGAUAGCACUUACCAUUGAUACUGUCUCAUAGAUUUCAGAGCGUUAUUUUGAGCGAUAUUUCUCAUUAGCUAUCUCAUUAAGUUACGGUGUGGAUCUGCAUGUGCACGUGAAGUUAUUAAAAUUUAUUAACGCAUAAUACUCGCCGUUAUAGAGAGCAAGACUUGCCUGGACUCGUUGAGAAUGAGUCGCCGUAGUUUUAAAUUAAGCUUUUCUUACAUCGGACCAUAUCGACAUGUGUCACUUUUGUAUAUAUGAAAUGGUUAAUUUUGCUUGCGGUUGGUUAAUUUUUACAUUCUCAGUCUCAUAUAAGCCGUGUUAAAAUGUUAACGACCGAAAGAAACCUAUACUUCCUAAGAUUAAUAUAAAUAAAGAUUCCUGUAUUUUCUAAUAUAGACUCAUACCCGUAUUUGUGUCUCCAUAUAUAUCUAUAAUAUUGUAAUAAUUUAUAGAAAUAUUUUGCAGUCUGCAUUUUCUGAGCAUGGUAUUUUUAUAUAGUGGCAUGAUGUGAUACCAGUGUUAAGUUGAUAUGGUCUGAUAGGAUCUUUAGUUAUUCUUAGAUUUUACGCAAUGUGUGGUAUAUUUUCGGGCAUUAUGUAUUUUACUCGAAAUUCGAUCUCUUUAUUUUGCGAGGUGCAAGAGAAUGUUUGAAGCAUUUAAUUAAAGUCAUUAACGUUUGAAUUGUGUAGAUCUUAUAAGUAUUAUUUGAUAUUAACUGUAUUAGGUGUUAUGCGAUCCAUCAUUAAGUGAGACUGCAUUUUUGUUGAUCACAUUUCGGCAUAACUAAAAUUUGAAUGGAUUUAUACAUUGAAAAAAAAUCAGCAGUCGUUUAUCAUGCCUUGUCUCAUUUGGCUAGUUAUAAAUGUUUAGUAAUUUAGAACAAUAGUAGCAGUUUGAUUAGAAAAUGGUUCACAGUUGAUUGUAAAUGUUAAUGAACGUUGUAGUCGACUAUAGACACAUUUUGAUUUUAUCACCAUGAUGGUAAUGUUUAGUACAAGGUCUCUGUUUAAAUAUAGUUAAAGAUUCCCAGUUUAUUAUUUCAAAAUAUGUGUGGUAGAUGAAAUUAGUUGAAUGAAUAAUAU